Pristis pectinata (smalltooth sawfish) is the source of this 4257-nucleotide messenger RNA. Its product is annotated as UDP-glucuronosyltransferase 2A2-like. The record is from RefSeq and is a predicted model, not a curated record. NCBI's taxonomy places the organism in Eukaryota, Metazoa, Chordata, Chondrichthyes, Rhinopristiformes, Pristidae. Bases 307 to 1923 code for a protein of 538 amino acids. The transcript has 2 exons. Gene Ontology annotation, molecular function: UDP-glycosyltransferase activity.
UCACAACUGUCGAUGCAUUAAUGUUUCUCUGAAUCUGGAAUAAUAAAGUAAAAGUGUAAUAACUAACUAGGACAGUGACUCAGAGGAAACAAGCCAAUUGAACUUACUGUUGAUCGUGGCAACAGAAAGUUAAUACAGAUGGGAAUAUAAGAAUGCGAAAGGAUUAAUAUUACACAACAAGAAGACCUGCAAACUUUGGAGCUACCAGUUGAAAUGUGCCCUACACUUUCCCUUUGCUGAGGUCUGAACAAUCUGGAAACCAAAACCUUCUCUCACUUCAGACCGGUGUGAUCAUCCUCUCUCAACAUGGAUAGUCCUGGAUGGAAAGGCAGAUUACAGGUGGCAUAUGUUCUUAGUAUCAUCUUGAUCAUGCUGCCUUGUCCAGUUACACAAGGGGCUAAAAUAUUGGUUGUACCUGUUGAUGGUAGUCACUGGAUCAAUCUGGAGAUUCUAAUAGAAGAACUGAAACUUCACGGACACGACAUCACAGUGCUUUAUACCUCAUCAACUUGGUAUAUUAAAGAAAGACCAGAUCUGUAUCAAUCCAUCUUAAUUCAAGUACAACAAAGAAUUGGACAAGCUGAAAUUAGUAAAGUGGUUCAAAGUCUGGUGGAAAAAUCAUUGGGAAUCUCACAGAAUGGUUGGACAACAUGGGGCAAAAUUAAGUUGCAAAAUGAAAUGAAUUUGUUUCUUUAUUAUUGCCAUAAAUUGUCUCUAAAGGUAGCUGCAGAAAUUUUUGAAAACAAAACUUUGUUAAAACAACUUGAGAAUGAAAAUUUUGACCUCAUACUUGCAGAUCCUGUUGUUGGUACUGGUCCAAUGCUUGCUUAUUAUUUAAAAGUCCCACUGGUGUAUAAUGUUCGAUGGCAGAUUAGUGGAGAAGCUCAUUUGACUACCGCCCUAUCACCACCUUCCUAUGUCCCAAUCCCUGGCUCACACUUCACAGAUAAAAUGAAUUUUUUCCAAAGAACAGAAAACCUCAUCCAAAAUCUUCAUCAUCUAGUGUUUUCAGAAUUUUUUCUAUACCCUCUUUAUAAUGAAGUCUGUCAUCGAUAUCUGGGACCAGAUAUAGACAUCCAAACACUCCUCCUGAGGGCUGAUGUGUGGCUGAUGAGAGUCGAUUUUGUAUUUGAAUUCCCACGACCCACCAUGCCAAAUUUUGUGUACAUUGGAGGCUUCCAGUGUAAACCAGCCCGACCACUAGCAGCAGAGUUUGAAGAGUUUGUCCAAAGCUCAGGAAAGCACGGACUUAUUGUGAUGUCAUUGGGGUCCAUUGUCAGUUCCUUGCCGAUGCAGAUCACAAUGCGAAUAGCAGAGGCUUUUGCUCAAGUACCUCAGAAGGUUAUUUGGAGAUAUGAUGGAGAAAUCCCUCCCAAUAUAGGAAGUAACACACUACUGGCGAAAUGGAUCCCUCAGAACGACCUGCUAGGCCACCCCAACACACGAGUCUUUAUUUCUCAUGGUGGCAUCAAUGGCAUUUACGAAGCCAUCUACCACGGUGUGCCACUGAUUGGCAUGCCUCUGCUUUUUGACCAGUUUGACAACUUAUUUCGACUUGAAUCCCGAGGUGCAGCAAAAGUGAUGAAUGUUGCGACCAUGCAUUCAACAGAUCUAUUGCAGGCACUUAACGAGCUGAUAAACAGUACAUUUUAUCGGGAUAACAUGAAGAAGCUCUCUGCUCUCCACUGGGACCAACCAGAGUCACCUAUGGAGAGAGCUGUUUUCUGGAUUGAGUAUGUUACCCGACACAAAGGAGCAGGGCAUUUACGCUCAGAAUGCUACCGACUCCCCUGGUACGUUUACUAUUGCGUAGAUGUGAUGAUCUUUCUAUUGUCUGUGUUCCUCUUGGUUACAGUGCUGGUGGUUGUAACAUUGAAGAAACUUUGUAAUAUUGUUCGGAAGAAAAAGCAAAAGAAUGAGUAAGGUUACCCCAUUUUGUGCUGCGAGUUAGUGUUUUAAGUUCUUUCACAUUAGUUGAGAGAUGUUUUUCCCGCACUUAAUCCAUGGAACAUCCUUUUCAGAAAUCAUGAAUUUAACAGUCUAUUUUGAAAAAAAACAGCAGUGAUAGGUCAGUUAAAUAAUAGCCUUUACACACUGAUAUGCACAGAAAAAUUGUAACUACCUGUACCACUUUUUGCAGGAAUGUUACUUAAAAAUUAAGUAGCAUUCUUUCACUUCGCCACAAACUUUGGGAUUCACUAGCGAGGUGACCUUUUCUGUGCUAUUUUCUCAUCUACUGAAUAAUAGCCAAAUAGCUCACCACACACUUUCAAUCCGUCAGUAUGUUUGGUUCCUCUUCAGAAUCCUCAUUAUUGUCAGCAACACACACAAAGUGCUGGAGUAACUCAGCAGGUCAGGCAGCAUCUAUAGAGAACAAUAAACUGCUGACGUUUCGGGUUGAGAUCCUUCAUCAGGACUCCCAUUAUUGUCCGUGAUGGUAUGAAAAGCAGAUGCUUUUGCUCAAGUACCUCAGAAGGUUAUUUGGAAAUAUGAUGGAGAUAUCCCUCCCAAUAUAGGAAAUAAUGCUUAUCUUUUCAUUAGAUAUGCAAUAUGUUCGAAGAUCAGAAGUGAUCCACUUGCUUGUGAUAUCUUCCAAGAUGUGGGACCUGGGGCAGGGGUGUGUGUGUUGUUGGUGGAGUCGGUGUUGUGGGCUCCGUGCUGCCACCUUUUCCUAUCCCCACCCUCCUGUAGAUGCUGACUCUGAAUAAUGUGUUUCAGUUACAUUCAAUGAACUUGCUUCUCAUUCUGCCUGCUACACUUUCUCAUCAGUAAAGUUGGUCAAUAUUGCACAUAUAUCAGAUGACAGCUUAGAUAGAAAGGUCUCAUUUAUAGAAGGGCAGAUGUUGGUGCUGCACUAUGUUGGUGCUGCACUUUGUUGGUGCUAACUUUGCAGCAAUCCCACAAAUUAGUAAAUCACAUUCUUUUUCUCAGUAUGUUUGAAUGUUCCACAGGAGCAUAAGCUACAUGCUCUCUGAUACUGUUGUACGUGCCAUGUAAUACCGCAUCAUGAUGAGCAUUUUUUUUAUUGCAACAAUUACUAGCAGUUCUCUAAAAUUUGGUGAAAGAGGUAGUUAUACAAACUUAGUAUUAGUGGUUACAGUUUUCCUGUAAUCACCAAUAGUAAGAAUCUGAUUCUGAUUCUGAUUUCCCAGCAAUGGUCAGAGUAGGUAAGAAAUUUUAAAUGUGGAGUUACUUUUGUUGUGGAAGAUUAAAAAAAGUGUUUGCAGUUUGAUUUUAAAAUGUUUUGAAUUUUGAUCAUUAAAAGACUAUUACUCUGCAAUCUGUCAAUGAUGUGUAUGGUUUCAGGAACAUUCAUUCUUUCACACGUAAAUCCUAAAAUGGUCUCAGAAGAAUAAGCUGAUCUCAGAUACAUACACAUUCAUACUUAUCACCUUCAGACAUGUAGCCAGCACUGUUAGCAAUAGGAAUGGGUUCAAUCAUUCAGUUAUGUUAUGGACGAUUUGAAUCAUAAACCCAUGUUACCACUUCAGGAAGGUGAAGUGGGGCGAACAUGCGCCAGUCUACAUUAGGGGAUCGGCAGUGCAGAGGGUCAGCAGCUUUAAAUUCCUGGGCGUUAACAUAAUUGGAAGACCUGUCUUAGGCCCAGCACACAGAUGCAAUCACAAGGAAGGCAGCAGCAUCUUUGACUUCUUGGAAGGUUUGGCAUGUCACCAAAUGUUCUAACAAACUUCUACAGAUGUACUGUUGACAGUGUCUUGACUGGUUACAUCAUGGUCUGGUACAGCAAUUCGAAUGUGUAGGAGCACAGGAAGCUGCAAAGUGAAGUGGACUCAGGCCAAUACCUCAUGGGCACAUCCCUCCCACCAUUGGUAGUGUCUACAGGAGUUGCCGCUUCAAGAAGGCAACGUCUAUCAUCUAAGCUCCCCACCAUCUGGGCCAUCUUCUCACAGCUACCGUCAGGCAGGAGGUACAGAAGCCUGAAGUCCCACACCAACAAAUUCCCUUCAACCAUUUGGUUCUUAAAUCAACCUGCACAACCCUAAUCACUAUGUCAGAAAAGCAACACAAUGACAACUUUGACCACUUUGCUCUACAAUGGACUUUGUUUUCUUUUGUUCUAAUUAAGCUCUUUCUUGUAUAAUUCUGUAUAAUCAAUGUUGUUAAUGUAUGAUUUUCUUAUGACUGUUGCAUAUCUGAUGCUUUGUGCCUGUGAUGCUGUUGCAAAUAAGUUUAUCAUUGCACUUGUGUAAACAUGUACACGUUCAUAUCAAUAAAACUGGACUUUACCUUUGACAA